GUCUACCGCUCCGCAUCUCUCUGGCAUAUAGUGACCUCGGGCGGCGGGUCGCGUCAGCCGGGCAUGGCGGCAUGGAGCCCAGCUGCGGCAGCACCUCUGCUCCGCGGGAUCCGCGGGCUUCCACUUCAUUGUGUCCGUCGGAUGUUUGCCUCCCAGACUGAGGGGGAGCUCAGAGUGACCCAAAUUCUCAAAGAAAACUUUCCUCGAGCUACAGUCAUCAAAGUCACUGACAUUUCAGGAUGUCAGAGCUGGAGUAGACCCCAGAAGGGUUUUGUGCAACUGCCUCAUUUUCCCGAAGAGGAAACAAGCCCAGAGAGGCCAAAGGACCUGCCCAGCUCCUCAAAGGGAAGAGACAGUGGAAUUGAAACCAGAACCGGGACUCAGGGCAGAUUCUGUCCUAAGCCCAGUUACCAGCCCCAGCCAGGCUCUGUCCUUCUCAGGCAACCACUGGCACCUAGAAGUUCAGGCUGGCAGUGUGUUAGGAGCAGGCUGGAGGAGCAACUUCUGCACCCACAGGAUGGGGAAGAUAGGCCCUUUAUCCACACACACAUGCAUACACAGAACGGUGCCUGGCGUGGGCUGCUGGAUAGGCAUCAGCCUGAAUCUCUUCACACCCAGAGGCAGGCUUUGCCACUCAGCAUUGCCACAAGGGCUCACUGACUUUACUGAGAACAUAACAUUUCCAAGGAUUGGGGAAAUAGUUUAGAAAGUAGAUUUUAUUCUGGAAACUACAGGAAAUAAAACAAACU
Molecule: messenger RNA, 749 nt
Organism: Saimiri boliviensis boliviensis (Bolivian squirrel monkey)
Lineage: Eukaryota; Metazoa; Chordata; Mammalia; Primates; Cebidae
Source: RefSeq, a predicted model, not a curated record